Molecule: messenger RNA, 999 nt
Organism: Drosophila ficusphila
Lineage: Eukaryota; Metazoa; Arthropoda; Insecta; Diptera; Drosophilidae
Exons: 3
Coding region: 189-842 (217 amino acids)
Biological process (GO): sperm DNA condensation; spermatogenesis
Source: RefSeq, a predicted model, not a curated record
AUUUCAGUUUCUGUGAUAUCCUCGUCGACUACAAUUCGUAAAAAACAAAUUUGUUCGGUGGAAAGUUAAAAAUAUAGCCCGAAUAGUGAACGACUAUAAAAUUAUAAAUUCAAAUUGUCAAGCUUUCUGUUACGCAAUAUUUCCAAAUUUUCCAUAAUUUUGUAGGUUGUAUACAAAGGCCUUCCAACAUGAGUGAACCCGUGCCCUCCACUGAGGCAGUCGGUGUAAAAAAAGGUCAAAGCAUAAGUAAAGAGCUGUGGAAUGACAAUGCAUUUUUGAAUUAUUUGCGCCACUUCAUUAAGCAUUGCGGCGACCUGAGUUACAUGCAGUUGGCCCAAGAGGCCGCCAGUUCCUGGGAAAAGAUGACCGGUAAAGAAAAGGACUGUUAUUCCAACAUCGAAGGUACCGCGAUUGCAAUAACGGCCGUGGCUUCUGAGACUGCCAAUAAUUCGAAUAGCGGCGUAAAGGCUGUGAAGUGUCACACCAGGCCACCCAAAUCGUGCGCAAGGGCGAAAAAGACCUUUGCCACGCCCCGACGAAAGGCGGCCCUUGGCAAGCCGAAAAGACGUGCCGUUUGUCCCUCGAAAGAUAAAGAAAAGGAGAAGAAAGAGAAGGAGGGAUGUGCCACCGAAGAUGCUAAACUCAAGAAGACGGGUCCGAUAACCAUAAACGGGUAUCUGAACUUUUUACGUUCUCUCAGGAAGAACGGUGGCUUAAAGCUCCGGGAACUGGUUCAACAGGGCCCCGUAGCCUGGCGAGAGCUCUCGGAAGAGGAGAAGGAUCGUUUCCGCCAGAUGGCCAGCGAGGUCACCGCAUCUGCAUGCAACGUAAGUUCUUCCUAAGGCGUCAAAUUCCAUCCGAGUCCCGCCAUUCGUACUAUUUUAUGCGAUUUUUGUUACUUCUGUAAAUUGUGUAUCUAUCUAAAUUUAAUAUCCGUCAGUUUUACAAAAUUUAUAUUAAGAGUAUACGACAAUUAAAAUAUUUGACCAGAAAAAGCAA